AUGGCUGAAGAAGAUCCAAAGGGGCCCGGAAGCCCAAUCUCUCUUUCUUUUUCAGGGAGUGGGUUUCUUAUAAACUACCAGGUAGGAGUGGUGCAGGCUUUAUGGGAAUUGGCACCUGAAACAAUGAGAUCAGCAUCCAAGGUCUACGGAACAUCGUGUGGGUCAGUUGUAGCUGCAGCAGUGGCGUGCGAUGUUGACGUUGGUCUGAUAGAAGAAUUUUUUCAUGAAGCUGUGGAAGAAGCCAGGAAAGUGAGCAUUCUCACCCUUUGUCCAGGUCACCGUAUGAUUCGGAUCAUCGAGAAGGGGAUGAGUCAAAUGCUGCCGGAGAACUCACACCAGCUGGCUUCGGGGAAGCUUUGCAUUUCCCUCACGCGUGUGUCGGACUUACAGAACGUCAUCAUUUCAGAGUACAGAUCGAAGGCGGAGGUUGUACAGGCAGUGAUCUGUAGCUGCUUCCUUCCCGUCUAUUGUGGAUUCAACCCUCCCUCCUUCCAAGGCAUGCGCUACAUUGAUGGAGGUAUGACAAACAUGCAGCCUGGCUCGGACUCGGAAACCAUGAUCAAGGUAUCCCCUUACACAGGAGAGGUCGACAUCUGCCCGAGGGACUGCCCGGCCUAUUUCAACUGCAUUAGCGUCUUCCAAGGCACCUUCCUGCUCUCAGCUGAGAACCUAAGCAGGUUUAUUUACAGUAUUUUCCCACCCAGUCCUCCGAUGCUACGCGAGUUUUAUUUACAAGGAUAUCACGAUGCCAUUUUCUUCUUACAGAGGCACAGGGAGAACUGGACAGUAAAUGGAAUGGACAAGAAGAUACUGCAGCAGACACCUGUGCACUGUGACAAAGCAGUAGCUCUGCCUGCUCCAAAGAGCCAGGAGAUGCCUGGAUCCCUGGGCUCAGCUGCUGAGAUCACAGCAUCACAGCAUCUUGUGCCAUGCAAACUUCACAUGAACAUGUCACGUUCUCUCACAGACAGGUGA
This is a messenger RNA of Chelonia mydas (Green sea turtle), 975 nucleotides long. Its product is annotated as omega-hydroxyceramide transacylase. Gene Ontology annotation, biological process: lipid homeostasis; triglyceride catabolic process. Bases 1 to 975 code for a protein of 324 amino acids. The transcript has 7 exons. Lineage: Eukaryota; Metazoa; Chordata; Testudines; Cheloniidae. The record is from RefSeq and is a predicted model, not a curated record. Gene Ontology annotation, cellular component: membrane; lipid droplet; cytoplasm. Gene Ontology annotation, molecular function: triacylglycerol lipase activity.